Molecule: messenger RNA, 1407 nt
Organism: Penicillium cataractarum
Lineage: Eukaryota; Fungi; Ascomycota; Eurotiomycetes; Eurotiales; Aspergillaceae
Exons: 3
Coding region: 1-1407 (468 amino acids)
Source: RefSeq, a predicted model, not a curated record
AUGGCGAUGCAAUACUUUAAUCAGAUCAAAAACCGGCGACGGUCGUCGCAUAUCGUGAACCCUCCGAAACCCGUCCUAACUCCGGAGGACGAAGCCUUCCUACAACAGCUCACGUCCGAUCCAGAGCACAGGCCAGAUUUAUCUGCCCAGAACGAUGCCCAGACCUUGGAAGGUCUAGCAGAGAGCUCUCAGAAGCCUAUUGUCGAUGAGGGUGCUCUAGAUGUCCCACUGCCUUCCUCGCCGGUGGAGGAGUUCGGGAAGGAGCUUGGCGAGGAAGAAAGAAAGGCACGAGAGCAGCCUGAAGAUGCUAGAACCAAGUCCGAACCGGCUAAACCGCAAGAUGCCUUCGUACCGGAAAAGAAGAAACGAUGGAGCACGAUGUUCUGGAAGAAGCCUGCGGAUACAAAGAAGAACAAGGAGUCGGAAUCCACAGACAAAUCGAAAACCGAUACGAACGCUCCCCCCUCCACCACAACAGCUGCAACAGACAAUGGAGACGAAGCGCGAAAGGACCAGGAAGAUAUGUCUGAUAUCCUGGAACGCUUGAACCUAGCUGCGGAUAACAACCGGGUCUUCUCAGUCAGCGAGGAAACUCAGGAGCUGCUCCGCAAGUUCAAGCUGAUCUUCAAAGAUCUGAUAAACGGCGUUCCAACAGCCUACCAUGACCUGGAAAUGUUGUUGACGAACGGCAACCGGCAACUACAAGAUACAUACACGAAGCUACCCGGUUUCAUGCAGAAACUCAUUGAGAAACUUCCAGAAAAAUGGACCGAGUCACUGGCUCCGGAGAUGCUCGCUGUCGCCAGUGAACGGGCCGGUCGGAGUGGAAUUAAUAUGGAGAAUGUGGGCAAAGCAGCUGCAGUCGCUGAAAAGGCGGGCCUCAAUGUUCCAAGCCUCAAGGAACUUGUUUCCAAGCCCGCCGCGAUCGUUGGCAUGCUACGGUCCAUCAUGCAAUUCCUGCGGGCUCGUUUCCCAGCUGUGCUGGGCAUGAAUGUCCUCUGGUCGCUGGCACUAUUCAUUCUGCUUUUCGUCCUUUGGUACUGCCACAAACGUGGCCGUGAAGUUCGUCUCGAGAACGAGCGCCUGGUUACCGAGGAAGAAAUUAAGAAGUUGAAUAAGGAGAACCCCGAUGGCCAGAUCCGGCCGACUGAGACGUUGACAACCACCGCACCCCAGGGUGCUUCGGCUGAGGAAGUCCGUGAGGGUGUGAGGAGAGUGGAAGAGGCCAGAGCUUCGGCGGCCGACGUUGCGGCAGCCUCAGAACCCGAGCUGGAGACUCAGAGGGUAACCGAUGAAGCCCCUCGCCCAGCUGCGGUUCCGACACGGUCAAAGUCCCGUCUGGCUAUUUGGACUCGAUCCAAGCCUGAGCCAACUCCGAGCAAUAUCGCGCCUUAUCCCGGGACCUAG